CCCUCGCGGCGCGGACGCCGGCCGGUCUUCUGGACGCCCACCGCGGCCCCGCCGGCGUUCGCGGCAGCUCCCCCUGAAGGAACAGGCCCUGCGUCCCGGCCGCCGCCGCUCGGGCGCGCGGCCGGCUCCGAGGCGCCGGUUCUCGCCGCCGCCCCGCCCUCCCCCCACGGAAACGACAGCUGCGGCGGGGCCGGCGCCGCCUCCCUCCGACCACGUCCGCCCCCGCCGCGCGCACCCCGCGCCCCAGCCCGGCCGCCGCGCCGCCGCCUCACGGUAGGUCCGCCGGCCGCCGCGCCCGGCUGCCCCCAGGAUGAACAUCAUGGACUUCAACGUGAAGAAGCUGGCGGCCGACGCGGGCACCUUCCUCAGCCGCGCAGUGCAGUUCACAGAAGAAAAGCUUGGCCAGGCAGAGAAGACAGAAUUGGAUGCUCACUUAGAGAACCUCCUUAGCAAAGCUGAAUGUACCAAAAUAUGGACAGAAAAAAUAAUGAAACAAACUGAAGUGUUAUUGCAGCCAAAUCCAAAUGCCAGGAUAGAAGAAUUUGUUUAUGAGAAACUGGAUAGAAAAGCUCCAAGUCGUCUGAACAACCCAGAACUUUUGGGACAAUAUAUGAUUGAUGCAGGGACCGAGUUCGGCCCUGGAACAGCUUAUGGUAAUGCCCUUAUUAAAUGUGGAGAAACACAAAAACGAAUUGGAACAGCAGACAGAGAACUGAUACAAACAUCAGCCUUAAAUUUUCUCACUCCUUUAAGAAACUUUAUAGAAGGAGAUUACAAAACAAUUGCUAAAGAAAGGAAACUAUUACAGAAUAAAAGAUUGGAUUUGGAUGCUGCCAAAACCAGACUAAAAAAGGCAAAAGCUGCAGAAACUAGAGCUUCACACCUAAACUCAGCUCGCCUUGAAGGAGAUAACACUAUGGUAAAUUUCUCUCACAUGCUCAACUUCCUGCAUGUAAAAUGGCUGAAGUCUGAACAGGAAUUAAGAAUAACUCAAAGUGAAUUUGAUCGUCAGGCAGAGAUUACCAGGCUUCUGCUGGAGGGAAUCAGCAGUACACAUGCCCAUCACCUCCGCUGCCUGAAUGACUUUGUAGAAGCACAGAUGACCUACUAUGCGCAGUGCUACCAGUACAUGUUAGACCUCCAGAAACAGCUGGGAAGUUUUCCAUCAAAUUAUCAUUGUAACAACAACCAGACUUCCGUGGCACCUGUACCAUCUGCCUCGUCAAAUGCGAUUGGCUCUUCUGCCUUGACUUCCACAAGUGGCCUAGGACUCACCUCUCCUUCCAACCUCCCUGACCUCAAGGAGUGCGUUGGCAGCAGGAAGGCCAGGGUUCUGUACGAUUACGAUGCUGCGAACAGUACCGAGCUGUCCCUGCUGGCGGACGAGGUGAUCAGUGUUUACAGUGUUGCUGGAAUGGAUUCCGACUGGCUCAUGGGGGAAAGGGGGAACCAGAAGGGCAGGGUGCCCAUCACCUACUUAGAGCUGCUCAACUGAUAGGUGGACGGCGACAGACACCGUAUUUAUACACACCUAACGCUUAGUACAGCAGGCUUAACGCCCUUCCGUGUUAAUGUCUUAAGCGACUGAAAAGAAAAACCAGCUCUCAGAAACUGGCCUUUCUGCCAGUAAAACUGCAUGGUAAAUAUUUUGUUGCAGAAUUUAUGUUAGAGCUUUCAUGCCAAGAGUGUUUUCUUACAACAUUCUCUUUCUACUGAAGUUUCACUAAUAAGUAGCUUCUCCUUUCGAGCCCCACCUUAAAACUGUUUUCUACUGAAUUUUUCAUUAAUGGCAAGCUGUUUCUUUUAUGUAAAAUAAAUUUAUUGUGAAUUGACA
Messenger RNA from Phacochoerus africanus (Common warthog), 1834 nucleotides. RefSeq names its product SH3 domain containing GRB2 like, endophilin B1 (gene SH3GLB1). Gene Ontology annotation, biological process: membrane organization. The record is from RefSeq and is a predicted model, not a curated record. Gene Ontology annotation, cellular component: membrane; cytoplasm. The transcript is spliced from 10 exons. Gene Ontology annotation, molecular function: protein binding. Bases 311 to 1495 code for a protein of 394 amino acids. NCBI's taxonomy places the organism in Eukaryota, Metazoa, Chordata, Mammalia, Artiodactyla, Suidae.